Molecule: messenger RNA, 4355 nt
Organism: Equus quagga
Lineage: Eukaryota; Metazoa; Chordata; Mammalia; Perissodactyla; Equidae
Gene: TENT4B
Product: terminal nucleotidyltransferase 4B
Exons: 14
Coding region: 1-1881 (626 amino acids)
Biological process (GO): RNA 3'-end processing
Cellular component (GO): TRAMP complex; nucleolus
Molecular function (GO): mRNA binding; poly(A) RNA polymerase activity
Source: RefSeq, a predicted model, not a curated record
AUGCCGGAGUCCUGCAACAGCGGACCAGUGUGGCUGGAGCACAGGGCUCGGGCAGUAGGACACAAGACUAGAGAGGAGAGCGGGUCAGAUCAGGGCACUGAGCUCCCGGAGCAGAAGGCCGGCAGCGGGCCGGCCUCGGAGAGCGCCGGGCAGGUGCUGGCGGCGGCCCGCUCCUCGUCCUCCUGCUUCACGGCAGACGCUGGGGGACACGCAAACGUCCGCCUCGGGGAACCUGCCGUCGCCAGCAACGCGGCCCCCGUCCGAGCCGCCAAGCCCGCAGCUGAUCGGCGUCGUGGGGUGAGCCCGGCCGCCGGCCCGGCCGCCGAGCCCGCCGACCCGGCCGCGGGCGGCAGCAACAAGAGGAAGCGCGACAACAAGGCCAGCACCUACGGACUCAACUACAGCCUGCUGCAGCCCGGCGGCGGGCGCGCCGCGGGGCCCGGCCGCGCGGACGGCGGCGGCGGCGCGUACAGCGGGACGCCGUGGAAGCGGAGGAACUACAACCAGGGCGUCGUGGGUCUGCAUGAAGAAAUCAGUGAUUUUUAUGAAUACAUGUCUCCAAGACCAGAGGAGGAGAAGAUGCGGAUGGAGGUGGUAAACAGGAUCGAGAGUGUGAUUAAGGGGCUCUGGCCCAGCGCUGAUGUCCAGAUAUUUGGAAGUUUUAAAACUGGCCUGUAUUUACCUACUAGUGACAUCGACCUCGUGGUGUUUGGAAAGUGGGAGAACCUGCCCCUCUGGACCCUGGAAGAAGCUCUUCGGAAACAUAAAGUUGCAGAUGAGGAUUCAGUGAAAGUUCUAGACAAAGCAACUGUACCUAUUAUUAAACUAACAGAUUCUUUUACUGAAGUGAAAGUUGAUAUCAGCUUUAAUGUACAGAAUGGCGUGAGAGCCGCUGACCUCAUCAAAGAUUUUACCAAGAAAUAUCCUGUAUUACCAUACUUGGUUUUAGUAUUGAAACAAUUCUUAUUACAGAGGGACCUUAAUGAAGUCUUUACAGGUGGAAUUGGUUCUUACAGUCUCUUUUUAAUGGCAGUCAGUUUCCUUCAGUUACAUCCCAGGGAAGAUGCUUGCAUCCCCAAUACAAACUAUGGUGUUCUCUUAAUAGAAUUUUUUGAGUUAUAUGGACGACACUUCAAUUAUUUAAAGACUGGCAUCCGGAUAAAGGAUGGUGGUUCAUAUGUGGCCAAAGAUGAAGUACAGAAAAAUAUGCUGGAUGGCUACAGGCCGUCUAUGCUUUAUAUUGAAGAUCCUUUACAACCAGGUAAUGAUGUUGGAAGGAGUUCGUAUGGGGCCAUGCAAGUGAAACAGGCCUUUGAUUACGCCUACGUGGUUUUGAGUCAUGCUGUAUCGCCAAUAGCAAAGUACUAUCCCAACAACGAGACAGAGAGCAUAUUAGGUAGAAUAAUUAGAGUAACAGAUGAAGUUGCCACAUAUAGAGAUUGGAUAUCAAAGCAGUGGGGCCUGCAGAAUAGGCCUGAGCCUUCGUGCAACGGUCCAGUGUCUUCCUCUUCUGCCACACAGUCCAGCUCUAGUGAUGUGGAUUCUGAUGCGACACCAUGCAAAACCCCAAAACAGCUGCUCUGCCGUCCGUCCACUGGGAACCGAGUGGGGUCACAAGAUGCAUCCUUGGAGCCCUCUCAGGCAGUUGGGAAAAUGCAGAGCACCCAAACCACUAACACAUCCAACAGCACCAACAAAUCUCAGCAUGGAUCAGCAAGGCUGUUUCGUUCUUCCAGCAAAGGCUUCCAAGGUACAAUUCAAACGAGCCAUGGUUCCUUGAUGACAAACAAACAACAUCAAGGCAAAUCCAAUAAUCAGUAUUACCAUGGCAAAAAGAGGAAACACAAGAGGGACGCCCCCCUCUCAGACCUCUGUAGAUAGUCGGCGCUGUGCGAUGGACUGUCUUCUGUGUGCAAUGAUCUCAUGCUCAGGACAGUGGGUAGGGACUCCUGGGAGGCACUCCGGAGCCUUACGCUGUUCAGACGUUGAUUUAGCAACUGCGUUUUUUCCCAGCUCGCCACGGAAUGGAUCAUGAAGACUGACAACUGCAAAAACAAAAAGCAAGCAAAAAAGGGGGAAAAAAAAAAAGGCUGCUCAUGAUAAGUCAUAUGCUACAACAGGGUCAUUUUAAGAUUUAAAGCUUGAAUGUAAAAUAAAUAUAUUUCUCAUUGGCUUUAUGCAGAGUUAUAAGGAAUAGUAUUCAGUAUGGGUAGGGUGAUAGAAACAAAACACAAUUUCAGACGUUGGGGUGGGGAAGGAAAACAAAGAUAUCUUAUAGGAAGUCCAGAUUUCAAAGGGGAAAGUGAUCUGUGCAUGUUUUUCUUUGUUUUGUUUUGUUUUGUUUUUUAGUAUUUUUGCAUAUAUUUACCAUUUUAUUGUGUGUAUAUAUAGAUGACCAUAUAGGAAAUUGAUAUUUGUAAUAGUGGAUUUGUUAAUACUUUUUACAUAACAUUACUGUUUAAAUUGUAAACAGAUUUUUCUCAGGAUUAGUUCGAAAAAUAAUCUGAAUUGUCAUCUUAACAUCCAUCUAUAGGGAAGUGAUUAGUUCUGUUACUCAAUUUGUUUUCCUCAGCAUUGAAAUGACUUGAUAGAACCCUCGUGACCUGCUGCAGAAUUUUUUCCUCUCUAAAGAAAAGGUUUAUGGUGGCAAAUGACGUCUAUUUUAUUUUGUAAAAAAUAAUAUGUACUAUGUACUUUUGUGUAAACACUGAAAAGUCUCUAGUCAUCUCUAAGAAUUAACUUGCAACUGUUUUCUAUAGUGCUGUCGUCUUGGGCAAUGGGCAAUUACAUAACUUUGUGUUUGUUUCCUUUGCAGUCUUUUUUUUUCUUUCCUCCUAGUAGGAAAAAAAGGCCACCUGUGCCUGGUCCCAUUCCUGUUGCAGUGAAACCUCAAGUUCCCCAGACUUUGCAUGCUGGCUCCUCUAACCCUGUGUGCUGCGUGUGCUUGUCGUUCUCAUCUCUUAUUCUUUUUUAAAUUCAUGCUUAACUGCUAUGGGAGAGAAUAACUGUAAACAGCUUUAAUUAAAUCAUACUUAUAAAAAACUAUUUUCUUAUACUCCCCUUUAUGCUUUUGGUAUUGUUGAUCUUUAAAAAUUAAAUGGUCUUUGAUAAUGGAUCUAUUUUGUAUUGCCUUAUUAAGACCAAAUACUUCUUGUCAUCCCAUUCUUUCCUCUCCUUUCAUGGAAUUGUUAUCUUUAAUUAAAACUUUUUUAAACAUUGGCUUGUUUCAAUCAUACUGUAAAUUUUGGUUGUGGUCAGCUUUGAGUGUAAAUGAGAUGUAUUAUUCUGUUAUUCAUCACAUGUUGAGUUUGAAACUCAGUCGGGAAUAUUUAAUAUAAUAGAAUGUAUGUGACAUUUCUGAAAGUGCUUUCCUUCAAAGUGAAAGCUGUUAUGUUUAGCAUCUGUGUGUGUGGCUCUGUUCAUUACAGCCAUUUCUGAGAUGAGAUUCUUUUUUAUAUAUAUACACAUAUAAAGUACUAUUCGCUUUUAGGAAUUUCUUUUAUAUACAUUUGUGAAAUACUGAAGACCAAUCAGACCACUAAUGGACACUUAGUACAACUUUUUAUAAAGAAAAUAAUGCUAAAGUAAGACCAAAAUUGAUGUCAUCACUGAAAUUGACAAUUUUCAAUAUGUUCGUCUUUUAAUUCACCACGGAAAAAUGUGUUUCAGAACUGGAGACUCAUAAUACGUGUGUAAACCAUGGAAGAUUUUAAAUGUGAUGUUAUUCUGACAAUGUUUUAAAUUUGAGAGUCACAUUUUAUUCUGAUCAGAGUUUUUAUCAAGAUGUUGAGCUUUUGUUUUUUGAAACUAGUUUGUCAUAACAUAUUGUGCAUAAUCACAGUAUUUAUUUUCUAGGACUAUUGUGAAUGUGUAGACUUACGUUUACUGCUAAGGGAACAAUUAUUUAUAAACUAAUAUUAAAUCCAGUAUUAGCUGCCUAUUUCAGACACUUAAUACUUACAGAGAUCCAGGUUACAUUUACCACACUGAAGUUUUUUUUUUCUUUAAAGAAUCACCCUCAUCGUUGAAAAUAAAUGUACUCUUAGGGUGCGGAUAUUAGUGUUCCAAUAAGCAUGUGAUUAUAUUAAGGUGGUGGUAGCGGGAAGAUAAUCUUGAUUCCAUUGGGAAUCUUAGGUUUUCGUAAAUUUAUUGGGAAAAUAGUUUUUCCUGUACUGCUGAAGUUUCUUUUUGGUAAACAGUAUCUUUCUAAAAGAAAAAGCAUGAAGGAGAAAUUGAGGGGUGUACAUUUCCUCAAAUGACCAGCAUUGUAUUCGUGAAUACUGUGUAUCUUGCAAUGAACAGUCUGGAAGCUGUUCAUUUUUCAAUCUGAAGUAAAAUACUUUCAAGAACUUUUA